Caenorhabditis angaria is the source of this 4724-nucleotide messenger RNA. Lineage: Eukaryota; Metazoa; Nematoda; Chromadorea; Rhabditida; Rhabditidae. The record is from the annotation of a GenBank genome assembly.
AUGUUAUCGUCACCGUUGUUUUUAUCACUGGCAUCGGUUUUUACGCUACUUGGUUUGGCACUCGUUUCAAUUGCCAUUUCGACAGAUAAUUGGACUGAAGUACAGGUGAGGAUAUUUUGAAUCUUUAUUGUUGAAAAUUGAGCUUUUUGUUUAAAAAGUGUGGAAUUGAAUAAGUUUUUUUGCAACUAAAAUGCUACGCAGGGAAAAUGGUCACAAGUUUUAGGAAUAAAAUUUGAAGGAAAAUAGAGUUUUGAAUUUUUUUUUCAAAUUUGAAAUUCUGUUUCUGAACUCAAUUUUUUUUAGGUGAAUAUAUGUUUUUGUUUUUUUUUUCCGAAUCAAUUUUAGUUCUCAAAACUUUUUUUGGAGUUUCGGAAUUUCAGAUUUGAAUAUCUUUUUCGAAAUCUAAGCUUCUAUAAAACUUGUUCCUUCCAGCUUUUUCCAGAGGUAAAAUUUAAGGUUUUCUAGUUUCAGACAUUUUUUGAAGGAAAUUUCAGCACCUCGUGUUCAAAAAUAAAUUAUUUAUUCGAGACCAAUUUCUAAAAAAAAAUCCAAACUUUCUGUACCCAGCCUUUCUACGAAAUCUCCAUUUUCCCGGAAAACGUCUCUCGAGUCGUUUUUUUACAACCUGUAAAUCGUCGGCAAUUCCUUUGACCUUGUCGAAAAAAGAUCUCGAUUAUGAUCUAAUCCGAUCCCCCCAUCCGGAUUGCCUUUUUUGACCUUUUUUUCUCAAUUCCCAAAUAUUCUCAAUUCUUUUCCUGAUUUUUCUGCGCGAGCAAACAGUCCAACUUUUUCUCACAUUAUAUGGAGCAUCAAUCAUUCGUAUUUCCAUAUUUGCCAAAGUCUCGCCUCAAUUAAUAUUAUAAACCGGCUCAAGUGUAUUGCUCUUUCUUUCCUCUUUCCCUGUCUCGCCGUCGUUUCUCUUCUCAUUACUCAAAUAUGGUAAUACAUAACUAGAUGUUUUUUUUUGUCCUCGUAUUGAUUGAUUUGGUGAGGCGAGGGAGAAGGAAGAGGACAAGAAGGGCAAGGUCAGCACAGUAAAAAAUAAUAUAUAGAAAAAAGGUAACAACAAUAAAGAAGCGGGCUGGCUAAGAAAAGGAUGUCUGUCUGUGUACAAAAGUGGAAGUAUCCUCUUUUUCUUGUAAAAAAAAGACCAUUUAUUUUUGAUCUACAAUGUUUUUUUUCGGAAAAAGUACAGGGAUUAGAAAGUUGUUGGCUUUUAGUUAGACAGAAAAAAAGAAAACAUGAAAUGAACAUAGCAAUAAUUAUGUUUUGAUCUUUGUGUUGGAAAGAAUAUAGGACAAUCUUUCCGUUUUGUAAAAAAAAUGAGGGAUUUUGUUUUGGAGAACUGAAUUGUAGAAAAUAUAGAAAUCAGGGCUGGAAUUCCGGAAAAAAAUCGGAAAAGAGAGAGACUUUCGAAGCUUCCAGAGACAUUGUUUUGUAGGCAAAAAAUUGAGAUAAAGACAUGAAAAACGUUUUCAGAACGCUCAUGUCGGUAUAUGCGCUGCGGUCAAGCGUUGCGUGUAUCUUCUAGAAACUAAAAGCAUCACUGAAAAUGAAACUACACUUGACCGAAACGCCUCUAACGACAUGGGUGCUCUGAAAAAUAUUUCACUUAUCUCAAUUUUCAAAUUUCUGAAAUAUUGCAUUUUUGUCAGAGGUUUACAAAAAAUUAAAUUAAAAAAAAAAAGUCCAGCCAUUUUUGCACCGUUUCAAAGAAACAUCGCAGAUUCUUUAAUUGUUUUUAAAACCAAACCCCUAUUUUUUCCAGGUAAACCGUCGUGAAAUCAUCAACGCUUUCAAACGUGAACCCGAACUUUCAUUACGACUCCAAAACGCCUUCGGACACAACAUUAUCUAUUUCUCCAGAAACUACGGACUCUUCCACACAUGUUUCCCAGAUACCGUACCACAAGGUAGGCUAAUUUACCAGGGGUAAUUUAUCAGCUCCCUGGAAGAUUUUCACAACUGUUAUAAAAUAUUUAUCCUUAUGUUUUUGCAGAAAUUGGAAGCUUCUCAAAGUUCAGUUCCCCAUGCAUUUGGAAUAAUGAAUUCAAUCCACCAGAGGCGAAAAAAGAUCAUUUCUCAACUCCAGAAUGGUAUAGAUUAUAUGCUUAUAGAUCUUCGAUUAUCUGCUAUGGAGCUGGUUAGUUUUUACCCAGGGGGAAAAGCAAGAAAAAGAUAACUGGAUUACAUAGAUGUCAUAAAAAUUUGCAUAGUCAUUCAUAAAAUCAAAAUGUCAUUGAAGCAUGUAAGAGAAAUCGCAGUUUAGUAGCGCAUUAUUAGUUGUAUUCUUUUUUUCUUCUUCUAUAUAUGCUAUAUGCUAUGCUAUUUAGUUUCACAUGGCAUAUAAUACACAAUAGGAUUAUAUAUCAUAUAGUACUCAUAAAACAUAUAUGUAGGUGGUAUUGUAUGUUAUUACCAGUCGGAAACAGCAAAACAAUACAAGCAAACGAGUCGGCUCCGUCUCAUAAGGUGUCACGAACUCUUUUUAUCGACAAAUAUUGACAUAAUUGGGAGGAAAAUGAGGAUGAAGAAAAGUUGUACAUGGGAGAUGUUAUGUUGAUGGGAUGAAUGAAAAAAGAAACAAGUUGUUUUUUACUUGCAGGUAUCAUUGUUGUUGUAUUGAGUUUGAUCACUGGAAUUUUGGGAUGCUGGAAUCGCUCGAAGAAAUUGAUCAUCACUACAGCUGUUUUACUUCUUAUUGCCUGUAAGUUUGGAUGGAGGGUUUGCAAAGAAAGGCUGUCCAAAGCCAAUGGCCUUGUUCCGGUUGGGCCCAGAAUUUUAGUAGUUUAGGCCCCAGAUCUUUAGGAAUUCAGAUAACCUGUUGGGAUCUUUAAGACCGAAAGAAUUCUUUGAAACCUAUCCCCACCUAAUGUGAAAGCUGGAACCUUUUUUCUGAAACUCUUAUGAUAAGAAGAGCUUUCAAAUCUAGAAUUCCAAAACUUGGAAGCUCUUAUGAUCAGAAGAUCUUUUAAAUUCUAAAAUCUAUCAGAGUUUUAAGACAAAAAGUCCCCACAGGUCCUGAACCUUCUUUGAAAUUUUCAAUUUUUUUUCCAGCUCUGGCAAUGUGUUUGGCAAUGAUGGGAUGGCACUACGUCGCUUACAGUGAAAGAUAUCUUCUCGACAUGGAACCAUAUUACAAAUCAUGGGAAUCGGUAAGUUUCAACUUUCACUAACUCUAAAAGACAAAUUUCCCUCCCCUCCAAUUUUUCGACCUCCCUUUUUCCUUUCAUUAAUCAAUCACACUCGACAUACAAUUUCGUUCAAUUUUUAAUUUUCACUUCCCUUCAAUUCACACAAAAAUUGGUGAAAUUAAAAACGUCUCUACGCGUUUUUUCCUCACAAUUGCCAUGGUCACAGUGUGAAAAAAAACAACACUUCAAUCAAAUUUCACUAGAACAUAUUUUUUUCUCGAGAAUGUAUAUACAUAGUGAAAAGUGAGUGCGAAAAUCUUGACUCUUGAAAAAUCUGUACAAUCUUACACUUUUCUUGUUAGAACAAAACAACACAUUAGUGGAAUGAAAUAUAAGAGAGAGAAGAAAAAAAACAUAAGAGGGAGCCGUGCAUGACCGGCCCUGGUUGGAUACUUGAGAUGCUUCUUUUUCGCAAAAUAUAGUGACCGGAUGAAAUGGCAGACGAACAAAAUAUAGGAGAAGAAGAAGAAGAAACACAUAAACAUAUCCACCUGUUUUCAUAUAAUUAGAGGAAAAAAAGCUUAUAAGAUUUUUUUCGUAUAGUAAAAAAAUUACUGGAACAUAAUUUUGAAAGGGGCGGUUAGAGAUAUCAAGAAACUUUUGGGACGUUAAGAAGCUUUGAAAAAUCUGAACGUUAGUUGAGAAUAUUUCAAGGAAAUAUUUUUGAAAGAAUUUUUCUGGAGGGUUCGAAGUUUUUAAAAACCCUAGAACAUUCUCUGAUAAAAAAGUUUAGUUUCAUUUUUUUUUUAAUUUACGUAGUCGUAGUUCAUGGAAUAAUUUUUCCAGAAUUCUCGGAAUAAAACACUUUGGGAGUUUGAAUCCCCAGAAGUAAUAAUCCAAAAUUUUCCAUUCACAAUCAGAAAAUAUUUCAUAACACAAUUCCUUAAGUUUUAAAAAUGUUUAGGAAUUUUUUUUCCAGAGUUAGCUUAACUUUCUCCCUUCCCCCAUCCCUCCAACUUUCUAUCAAAUUUUUUCAAUUUUUUUUUCCAGGUCCUCAAAAUCACAUCUCGCCACAAUUAUGGAUGGUCAUACAUUGUUUCCUGGAUCGGAAUCGCCUUCUUAAUGUUAGGCAGCAUUUUCAUGUUCUGGGCCUAUGUUGCAGUUAAGGUAUGUACAAAAAACCUUGACAAUAAAAGACAAAAUUAGUUUUAUUACCAAAAAAAAUUCAUAUCGGUUUGAUCUGACAUGUCGAAUUAACUUGUUUUUGUUUUAUUUACUAUUUGUCUUUGACAACAAAUAACUGUAUAAAAUUAGGUCAAUAUGGGUUAGACCUACACUAAAACCAAAAAAAAAAAUAAAUAAAGAAAGAAAAAAAUUAUAAUUUGAUUUGAUUUACCUGUUUUAUAGAGAGAAGAAGAGAUGGCUUUGUCAGCGAAACAUGGAGCGUAUUUGAUGCCAAAUUAUUAUGAUAAAGGAGCUGGAGCAAUUGUCCCAUAUGGUUAUGGAACCUAUGCUGGAUAUGGAACAUAUCCAUAUUACAAUCAAUAUAACACUGCUGGUUAUUAUGGUUACAUGACUUAUGGACGUUAA